Molecule: messenger RNA, 705 nt
Organism: Melanaphis sacchari
Lineage: Eukaryota; Metazoa; Arthropoda; Insecta; Hemiptera; Aphididae
Exons: 2
Coding region: 85-654 (189 amino acids)
Source: RefSeq, a predicted model, not a curated record
CUACGACUAUAAUCUACAACUGUACCCAGGACGAUUUUUUUGCAGCAACUGGUUCAAAUCAAAUAAUCUUGUUAAAUUGUUGAGAUGUCCGAGUCACGACCUCUUUACACCCAAGAUUAUAACCACAAUGACAUCGAACAGGAUGCAAUGCCCAACAGAAAUCCGGAAGCGGUAAGAGGAAAUGGAAGAGGAAUCCGCCGCCCCCAACCGAGUGACAGUUUUAUGGUUGACCAUCGCCCUGUGAAACGCUCUCGUUCAAUAGCUGAUAAAGCUCAUACAGCCGACAAAGAUCACAUUAUGACCGAUGAGGCUCGUACAGCCGACAAUGCUCGUACAAUCGAUGAGGCUCCGACAGACGACAAGAAUCGUAUAACCGACGAGGUUCUCGCUUCGAUUCCUUUGUGGAUGCGAAGCAAAGUAAUCCGGAGUUACAAAUAUAAUAAAAACCAGAUCUUGCAACCAAUAAUAGAGGUAUAUCUCGAUUAUUACAGCGACGAGGACAAUCACACUGACCAGGCUAUAGACUCGGGCAACGAUUGCGCCAGAGACAUAAAUAUGUUAGACACUGACGAUGAGAAUGAAAUGGAGGCCGAUGAGGCUAUGGAAGAAGACAAUUAUGAGUCUGAUUCUGGAAUAUCGAGCUUAGUGGAAUAAUCGACAUUUUACACUUAUUCAUAUGAUUUGAUACAUAUCUUGUUAUCACAU